Molecule: messenger RNA, 3146 nt
Organism: Dendronephthya gigantea
Lineage: Eukaryota; Metazoa; Cnidaria; Anthozoa; Malacalcyonacea; Nephtheidae
Product: gamma-aminobutyric acid type B receptor subunit 2-like
Exons: 17
Coding region: 197-2836 (879 amino acids)
Biological process (GO): gamma-aminobutyric acid signaling pathway; G protein-coupled receptor signaling pathway
Cellular component (GO): G protein-coupled receptor heterodimeric complex; membrane
Molecular function (GO): G protein-coupled GABA receptor activity
Source: RefSeq, a predicted model, not a curated record
CAGCAAGAUUAGAUAUUUAUUGCCGGCAGAAAUCAAACAAUGUUAGCAGAGAUAAUUGAACAUUAUAUAAUACACUUCAAUUCGACUCCCAUUUCAUUAUGCUUAUUUUUAGGACACACAUGGAUUUCAUGUUUGGUGAACGUAUCUGAAAGAACGUCCAAGGAUUUGGCGUUCUACAACUUCGUUUGGCUAAGCUAUGUUGCUUAUCUUUCUUACCGCACUUGUUGGAUGUGUUCAAAUCACCCAGGCCAUUCCCAAACACAAGAUUUACAUCGGUUGUCUAGUGCCAAGCUUUAACCGAGAUUUUUAUGGCUACGAAGCAGCUAUCAAUCUUGCCGCUGAAAUGAUAAAUAAUCGAACAGACAUUUUGCCUAACCACGAAAUGGUCAUGCUCUGUGAAGAUACCUAUGGUAACAUUCAAUAUACCAUUUAUCAUGUAUUUUCAUUUCUUCAAUUGCCUGCAAAUCAAUCCAUCCGUUUACUUAUCGGUCCAGCGUGGUCCAAAACCACCGUUGCUGCAAGUCAGGCAAGCAGAGUUUGGCAAAUUGUACAGUUGUCAUACGCAGCAAGUAGUGUGGAAUUCCAAAAUUCUGUGAACUACAAUAUAUUGUUCACCAAUGUUCCGUCAACAUCAGCGUUCAAUAAAGCCAAACUGGAACUGACACAAUAUUUUGGCUGGAAGAGGAUCGCUAUUUUGCGAGAAUAUGAUGACAAGCUACACGCGGAGUCGGUUCGUGACCUGCGCGACCAAAUAGUUCGUGACAAUUUAAAUAUUUCUUUGAUCACCAUCGAGGGAUUCAGCAGAGCCAGCGAGGGUCAUCCCAGAAUGCAAUUGGAGAAUUUAAAAAGACUUGAUGCUCGAAUUAUAAUUGGCGAGUUUACACCCUACGGCGCCGUUGAGGUUUUCUGUGAGGCUUACAAAAUGGGGAUGAUCAGUCCUAAGUAUGUGUGGCUUCUGUCUGCAUCAUUGUCUGGCUCCUGGAUAUUCAGUCCUGGAACAUUUUCUUCGCGCUUCCCAGGGUCUAAGUGCAAUAUCAGCGAAAUCAUCGAAUCAGCCGAUAGCUUUAUAAUAUCCGACAAAGUACCAAUAAGAGCAGAUAAAAACGAAACGCUGUCUCGUUUGACUCCUGAGUCAUUCAUGGCGGAGAUGCGUAAAAGAAACAAGAAUGCACAAAGUUACGUGAGUUAUGCGUUUGACUGCGUAUGGGCUGCAGCAUUGCUAUUUCAAGCUACCUUGUCACUGCCUAAGACAUACCAUCCAGAGAACGCGAAGUUUCGGUCCCUCAAAGUGAGAGAGGCCUACGUUAAGAAUCUUGCUGAAGUUGAAUUUCAAGGGAUGACGGGGCCACACCACUUUGACGGCAGACAAAGAUUGGGAACCGUGCGAAUAAACCAAAUGCGAAAUGUGAAUGGAAAAGCGGAGCUGGUUCAAGUUGGAUCGCUCGCUUCCACUAGCAAGAAAGAUUUUCAGAUGACUCUCUUUGAAAACCAAAUUAAUAAGUUAUGGAAAGAUGGAAAAAUACCAGUGGAUGAGACAAGAAAGGAAAGGAAGAUUAUGACAUACUCCAUAUUUCAGCUUGCGGUCAUCUGGAUUCUUGCUGUUUUGGGCUUGUUUUAUUCGAUAUUUUUCUUCCAUUUUAACAUCAGUAAAAGGAAACACAAAGUGGUUCGAAUGUCCUCUCCGAUGAUCAACAAUGUCGUUCUUCUUGGCUGCUUCUUUUGUUAUGUUUUUGUUUUCUUGUUGGGAAUUGAUUCAAGAUUUGUAAAUGACCAUGUCUUGGGAAUAUUGUGCAAUGUGCGUCUUUAUGUGCUGUCUGUUGCCUUUUCCAUGUCUUUUGGUGCUCUGUUCAGUAAAACAUGGCGAGUACACAAGAUUUUUACCGCUCAACGAGCUAUUAAGAAGAAGCUGAUGCGAGACUUUCAUCUCCUUCUUUUUGUCUUGGCCUUGGUUGUAAUCGAUGUCAUCUUCAUAACCAUGUGGGUCUACUAUGAUCCCUUGGAAACCAAGGAAAUCAUAUUUGAUAAGAUAAAAGACGAUUCCGGGGACCUGAUUACAAUUCCCGUGCUAAAAAUCUGCGAGUGCACCCAUAGAACAAAGUUACUCGGAGCUCUUUAUGGAUACAAAGGAAUUCUGUUGCUGUUUGGUGUGUUUCUGGCGUGGGAGACGAGAAAUGUUACUAUACCUGCUUUAAACGACUCCAAGUACAUCGGAAUGUCAGUUUACAAUGUUGUCAUAUUAUCAGCCAUUGGUGCAACAGUGUCCAUGGUUUUAAAGAAGACAGUUUACUUUGAAUUACUUCAUGUAUUGGUAUCUGCUGUCGUGGUACUUUCCACGACUGUUGCCCUGACGAUGGUCUUUGCGCCCAAGGUAUACGAGUAUUAUCUAUUACCACCCGAGCCUCAAGAACGCACCCGGACUAUGGAAACGCUUCAAAUGAGCAUGACAUCCACCACAACCACGGAGGCAUCUGACGUUUACGAAGUUUAUGUCAAAACAAAAGAUGUUAAGCAUAAAUGGAUACAAACUGAUGAUUUCGAGGAAGUAAACAGUGGUCUAAUAACCGCAUCGCCGGCGCCACUGGGACAGAACGGAGCAACAGUUGUUGACAAUGGGAUCCAUGAGGACAGGAAUGAUGAAAUGGUGACGUCUGAGGGAAAUGAUGAAUCUCAGUUCAGAGAAGUGCAUAUACAGGAUGAGGAACGUAUACUAAUGGCAUCUGGUGUGUAUAUAGGAUUGUGUAACGAUAGCAUGAGAUCUCCAAUGGCCGUGCGAAAUGAAGGAUUCAGUGAGAAUACCGAAGACGCUAAGGAGCAAAACGGGUUAAAUGGUGAUUGAAUGAAAUAGGCAAGGUGUACUGUAGCACUGGUAAUUAUUUUGAAUUUUUCCUUCCUUUUAAGUAUAUAAGGAUUAAGUUAAAUUUAAAAAGAUUGAUAAAUUAAAAAAAACAACCUUCUGACCUGGUAUUUUCCAGAUGUUAUUGUUUCCAAAUGAUAAAGAUGUAAUUACCUGCAUAAAAUAAACAGAUAAUUGUUGAUAAUGUUGAUUUUAAUUCCAUAUUAAAUGUUAAUUCUGUAGUCAUCAUUGAUGUAAUGAAUAAUGACGUAAAUUUAUUAAACUUCUGUAUAAUUAUGUUAAAAUGUAUAAC